AUAUUGUUUACAAGACCAGUAUUAAGUAUAUUGUAGUGUUUUAUUACAUGUAUUAUUAGUAAAGUAAACAUUCUUAGUAUAGAAAUAAGGGGCGGAAAUUCACGUCAUGGCCAACAAGAAGAAAACCAUAGGAAGAAUGAAUAAAAAAUUGACUACCAACAAACGAAUUAACGAGCAGACCAGAGUGUCCGUAAUAUACAAAAAAUUUCGUUUAAAUACAACAACAACGUCUGCAGUUAAUAGAGUGGCCUCAAAGAUGGAGAAAUUCCAACAAGCAAUUAACUCUAAAAAUUCCAAGACCAUGGUGAUUUCCGGCGACGAUCACGUGUUGGACGUGUUACUAGACCGGCUGGCGCCUCUCACAGCCCACACGACCGAAAACUUAGAAAAGAUACGGAGAAUAGCUCACAAGAUCAACGGCCGAGUCAACAAUUCCGAUAAAAAUGUCAAAGCUAAAUCAUUGAAUAUUCUUCGAAAAACUAGAUCAGAGCGAAUGGUUGACAUCGUGAAAUUAUUUGAAAAAACUAGAGAUAAAUCUACAUGUACAAAUUUAGCAGCUGUAAUACAUGCUUGUAUUGCACCAAAAUCCGGUCAAACUCGAAAGGCAUUUUUGAAACAACUGGUAGAAUUAGAAGCAACUAAAAUAUUUAUUAAGUCAAUAAUGGACUUGCAAUCAAAGUCUGUAGGAUCGCCUGAUGUACUUCUUAACGAAUUAGUGUUUAUUCUAGGACAACUUUCACAAAAAGAUAGCAAAUUUUCAAAACAUGCUGAAAUGUUGAAUUCAGCAAAAAUGUUUCAUCAAAAUUUAAAAAACAAUAUUAAAAACAUUAAAUUUAUCUCUCCUUUAUUAAAAUGUUUUAGAACAAUUACAAAAAACGAAACUAUUGUUGGCGUGCUUCUCAAGGAUAGUUUUUUGCUAACCUUAGAAAAACUACUAAGGGAAAACCAUAAGUAUUUAAUAAAAAAUAAACAAUAUGUGAUUCUUGUAAUUUUAGCAAACAUUACAAAAAAAGUUACUGAAGAAAAUUGUGAUAGAGUUAUACGUGCUGGUCUCAUGCAAUACGCUUUGGAUGUGUUUAAUUUCAAAUUAUACACUGCGAAUAAAGCUCAUCCUAAAAUAUUUUCAUCCGCAUUAGAUGUGUUGGUUCACAUUUCAAACACUAAUAAUGGACGAACAGCACUGAGAAAGUCUAACAAAUUUAAUGUGUUGUAUCAAUUCAGCGUUCGCUGCCCGGAAGAUCAGGUUUAUAAUUCUACUAUGUCAAAAUUAUGUACAGUUAUAAAUAUUUGUCAAGAAAAACUUUUACUCUUACCUUUAAGUUCAACCCAAUCGGCACUUAACUUUGGUUUAGGAGAUAUAAACCUCAACAAUAAUGAUUCAGAUAAAUAUGCAGGCUGUGACAGUGACGACAGUGAUUUGGAUGAUAUUGAAAUAGCUGUAGUCCAAAAUUUAAUGGAACCUUUAAUCAUCAAAAAACCUGAAUCGGUGAAAUUCGAAAUACCCUUUAAUUAUUGGAAAGAUCGUGACGACCUCAUAUUAACAUACGGACGUUUAUUUGCAGAGUUCAAUAAUGAAACGCAAAAAUAUAAUUCAUCCAACAAACUUAAGUCAAGUAAAUAUUUAAAUAGAAUUAAUACACCACUACUUACUGACCAUCAUUUGAAUACGGACAAAAAUGAAAUUGGAUUGAUGGCUAACUUGCGGAUAUGUCAAACACACAAAGCUGCAUAUUUGAGUAUUGCAAAACGUGUCAACAGUGUCUCUCCCUUCGUUAAAGUCGCCUAUCCUGAUUGGAUUGGAUUUAAUAGUGAGGAUCAACCACUUGAGUCCUUGUACAAUAGCGACGUACAUGUUUCUCGCAACAAAUUGUUAUCGUGCUUAGAGCGUAGCGUAUCCAAACGACGAGACUCGGGCGAUAUGAUCGUGUAUGAUUUAGAUUAUCUGUUGGAAAGUGUUAACGACGCUUGCAAUUCUCCACAGCAGAUAUCAAAUUAUGAUGAGCGAAAUUUAGGCGUAAAAUCAGGGUUUGAUUACUUAAAUUUUGAGUCCCGUUUCGAAUGUGGUAAUCUUCGAAAAGCUAUUAAGAUUGGUUCCAAUGAGUAUGAUUUGAUAUUGAAUACUGACGUAAAUUCAACGUCACAUAGCCAAUGGUUUUAUUUUCAAGUAUCCAAUAUGGAAGCACUCAAACCAUAUGUAUUUAAUAUAGUUAAUAUGGAGAAACAUAGCUCUCAAUACAAAAGUGGCAUGCAGCCGAUUAUAUUUUCAGUGAAGAACUAUACCGAGUCAAAGAAAGGCUGGACACGCACCGGAAUGGACAUUUGUUACUACCGAAAUUGUUACAAAAACUGCAAUAAAACUCAUGGCUCUUACAUGACUGCUACUUUUUCAAUUCAAUUCCCAUAUGACCAAGACAUAUGUUACAUAGCAUACGUCUAUCCGUAUACAUAUUCAAAGUUAUUGUACAAGUGCUUCAGAUGGAAAACUUCUGUCGAUCCGGCUACUACAUUAUUCCGGGCAAACUGUUUAUGUAGAUCAUUGAAUAAUAACGAAGUACCAAUUAUUACGAUUACUUCUGUUGAAACCAACGAAAAAAAAAUCAAAGAUCGAAAUAUUAUAUUUACAUCGCGUGUUCAUCCCGGCGAGACAAGUUCAUCUUGGGUAAUUGAUGGUGUAAUUGAUUACCUUUGUGGAAACACACUCACCGCUAAAAAGGCACGAGACACUUACGUGUUUAAAAUUGUGCCUAUGCUUAACAUAGAAGGCGUCAUCAACGGAUGCCACCGAUGCGGCUUAACUAACGAAGAUCUGAACAGAAAAUGGAGUUCGCCUGACCCAAAAUUGCAUCCAGAAAUAUUUCAUGCUCGAGGGAUUUUAGAAUACAUGACACACGUAAUGAAAAAGGUGCCCUAUGUGUAUUGUGAUUUCCAUGGUCAUUCUAACACUAAAAAUUGUUUUUUUUAUGGGUGCUCGGCGAAAAAAAGUUGGUCAAGAAUGGACUUGUCUAAGUAUGAAAAUGAAACGGAUUUCAUGGUAUUGCCGAUUGUAAUGCAAAACUGUUGUCCAUCAUUUUCGUUAUCACAGUGUAGUUAUAAAGUAGAAAGAAAUCGUGAAACUACUGCAAGAAUAACCGUUUGGAGAAGCUAUGGUGUAAAAAGAAGUUAUACUUUGGAGACAAGUUAUUGUGGUUGUGACGAAGGACAAUACAAAGGUUUUCAUUUUGGUAUUAGGCAACUCAAAGAGAUUGGAUCAACUUUCUGUAUGUCUCUUUCUUCGUUAGAAGAAGAAACGAAAAAGAGAGCAAAUUUACCUGCCAGUAAUCGAUUAUCUACAAUAACACCGAGUUCCAGUUCAAAGUCUAUGGAUUUUGUAGAUGAAGAACAAUCAGACUCAGAUUGAAAACUGCCUAUAAUAAAGUAAUCGACUUUAAUUCUUAACAAAUUAAAUAAAUCCUAUUUUAAUUUUAAUUUAAUUUGUUUAUAUUUAUUGUACAAUUGUUUUGGUUUUUUCAAAAGAAAAAACAAUAACUUUGUUACGCUCCUUAAUUUUUUACUAUUUAUAACAUUUAUUCACUAUUGUAUAAGAGCCAAUCUAUACGCGGCCAAAUACGGCGCUAAAUCGCUUAAAAUAUUUUAUUAUGUACUGAUUAAUUAACAAAUAAUUUUUUUCUUAAGAAUUGUGUUUUUCCAUAAGUUUCCCAUAAUCAUUUUUAAAAUCGAUAUAAGUUUAGAAAUUAUAUAGUAAAUUUAAACUAAAUACACUGUAAAAACAGUUUAUUUUAUUAAUUAUAACACUAUAAUGUCAAAUAAAAAUCUAUCAUAACAAUAAUGUUU
Aphis gossypii (cotton aphid) is the source of this 3831-nucleotide messenger RNA. Its product is annotated as cytosolic carboxypeptidase 1-like. Gene Ontology annotation, biological process: proteolysis; C-terminal protein deglutamylation; protein side chain deglutamylation. The record is from RefSeq and is a predicted model, not a curated record. NCBI's taxonomy places the organism in Eukaryota, Metazoa, Arthropoda, Insecta, Hemiptera, Aphididae. Gene Ontology annotation, molecular function: metallocarboxypeptidase activity; zinc ion binding.